UUGCUUCCGGAGUUACUGGGCACAGAAUCUACGUCAAUGCUUUUAGUCUGGCGACGUUAUAAGAUGAUCUACUGCGCGACAUGAUGGACUUCUUCAAACUGCCAAUGAUUAUGAUUAUAUUAAUGUCAGUUAUUUUAUUAGUGUCUUUAAAGGCAGGGUGUGGCAUGAAGCAGGCAGGCAGCUGUAGGCCCAUUUGUACUGGUGGGGACUGUAUUACUGUUAACCAGGACAGAGUGAACUUCAGAACAGCUGAGACAUCAUGUCGAGAUAGGAGCGGAGAACUACUGACACUUGAUCCUGAGACAGAUGGGAACAUCCUCCACACUUUGAGUCAGGAGUUGUCUGGAAACUACUGGAUCGGACUGCGUUUACCGGCUGGCGCAUGUAGCAACCUCUCAUCUCCACUCAGAGGCUAUGAGUGGAUCUCUGGUAGCACACAUAAGAGCUUCAUCCCAUCCUCCGACACCUGGAAACACAGCACUGAAGUCUGCUCUCCGCACUGUGUGUCACUUUCAAACGAUCAAAAGUGGACAGAGAGACUGUGCUCAGAGGAAACUGAUGGAUAUCUGUGCAGAACACGGCACAAAGACGCGUGCAGGGCACAGGAAUUAUCAGAUCCACCUUUUUUCCGAAGCUCUGAAGGCUGUUCAACAGGCCCUUGUGAGCAGACAUGCAAGGACGUAAAAGGAGGUUUUAUAUGCUCUUGCUUCACAGGAUACAUCCCAGACAGCAAAGACCCCAGGCAGUGCAAAGUGCACUGUGGCCAGAGGAAAUGUCCAUGUGUAGGAAGUGUGAGCCAGUGCUUCUGUCCUGAUGGCUACAUCCAGAACUUGAGCUUCUGUGAGGACAUCGAUGAAUGUGAGGAGAGGCCUUGUGAACACGAGUGUAAAAACACUUUUGGAGAUUUUGAGUGCUCCUGCAGAGGAAUACUUGUACUUGAAGACGGAUACAGAUGCGUCCAAGCAAAAGAUAGAAAGAGUUUUUUCACCACGACUCCUGUUAGCGUGCGUGCUACCAAACCCGCUGUUGAUAAUACCCUGAAGACGUCUUCUGCACCUGCUGGAGGGUUUCUCUGGGUAUGGGUUUUUGCUGCUGCGGCUGUUGUGGUGUUAAUCUGUGUGGUGAGGUUUUAUGUUGUGAGGCGUCAGAAGCGCAGAGAACAAAACUCCACACAACAGUCUCCUGCUUCUGUGGAUGAUAAUGAGUGUUAACGGUGAGUUCACCAGAGUUAAUAUUCAUGGUUUGAUUUGUCAACUGUUAAGCCUCAAUUUUCUGAAUAGUGCAAUGUGAGAAAUUUACGUGAGAAAAUAUGCUAACAUGGAUACAGUUUACAAUAACGGGAAAGAAUAUUUUGAAAAUCAAUUAUUAUUAUAUCAAAACUGUCGGAUAAUUUGCAGUAGUUAAGAUAAAAUACACUGUGUUAUGAAAUGGUGAUCAAAUCUGAUAAACUGGAAAUCAUCAAGUGGUAGUUCCUUAAAAUGACCCUGAAAUGAAUGUACCAUGUUUCUUUUGGCAUUUAAAUAGAGUAAUCAUUUGUAUAUGUGCAUAUCCAUUCAACUUAAUCUAAGAUGUGAGUAUUGACAUAAAUGUUCUUUAACCCUAAUCUUAAAUGGAACACAGAGGAGGUGACUGUACACGUGGUCAUUCAUGAGACAUGUUAAAGAAUUCAAAUCUGAAUGAACGAAUCAAUGCUCCAUUUCCUUCAUCAUGCAUGCUCUUAGAGCGCCAUCUACCGUUUUGCUCAACAAAUUGCAGUAACAGUUAUCAGUUUUAGUUUGAAAGAAACUUAGCUUGAUGUUAUUGUUUAGCUACCUGCUGAAUGAACAGUACUUACUUCAUGUUUUGUAAACAACCAGUUUUAUGAAGAAAAGUGGACAAGUUGUAGACAAAACAAAUUAAUAUAUAUAUGUGUGUGUAUAAAAACAAUUUCCCAUUGACCCUCAUGAGGGCAGUAGUGUACACUUCCCAAGCUCUGUUCCUCCACCAGAGGUCUGGGAGUUUGAGGGUUUGCCCCGGUGUCUGGGCUGUUUGUAGGACUGUGCUCCUCUAGACAGAGACUUCAGAUGCAGUUUCAGGAAUUAGGGCUGUCACCUUUUCUAAAAAUCUACACAGUAUAUAUAACAGACAUUCCUUGCAUAGAAAACUGUGUCGAUACUUUUUAUCAGACGCUUUAAACAUGCCAUCGUCAGCGUGUAGUCUGACAUGCUGAACUGGUUCACAGUCUGUCUGGAUUAAUCAAGCAACAACACAUCAACAGACAAUAACAUCCAGUAUUACUUCAUGGUACAUGUGUGACUUGUAGUUUUAUGCUGAGACCACUAGAUGUUACCAGAGAGAUGUGCAUGAAUUUUACUGAUAGUACCUGAACUCAGGAUUGACCUCGUCCUGCCUUUGUUCAUACACACAACACACACAC
This is a messenger RNA of Limanda limanda (common dab), 2416 nucleotides long. RefSeq names its product complement component C1q receptor-like. Gene Ontology annotation, molecular function: extracellular matrix protein binding; calcium ion binding; extracellular matrix binding. Gene Ontology annotation, cellular component: external side of plasma membrane; extracellular matrix. The transcript has a single exon. Bases 81 to 1211 code for a protein of 376 amino acids. The record is from RefSeq and is a predicted model, not a curated record. Gene Ontology annotation, biological process: cell migration. Lineage: Eukaryota; Metazoa; Chordata; Actinopteri; Pleuronectiformes; Pleuronectidae.